Molecule: messenger RNA, 699 nt
Organism: Batrachochytrium dendrobatidis JAM81
Lineage: Eukaryota; Fungi; Chytridiomycota; Chytridiomycetes; Rhizophydiales
Exons: 1
Coding region: 1-699 (232 amino acids)
Source: RefSeq, a predicted model, not a curated record
AUGAAAUUCGCAGUCACAGUAUUAGCAUCAAUCCUGUUUGCUUGCUCGGUUACUACAGCCAGCCCAGUCAAUCCCAGUGCAACUACAAGUGCUAAAGCUAGUAUUUCAACCGUCAUUCCCAGUUCAAAAACUACACCUUCAAAAGAGGAUAUAGCUUUGAUCAAAGAGUACGUAUUGGUGAAGAAAGAUCGUGAUGAUGCGGAGGAAAUGCAUGAAUCGAUACAACUUGAAAGACUUGCUCAAGAAGAAUUGAUAAAACGGCUGAAACAAAACCCUCAGGAAUUGCUAAUUGUAUCUAAUACUAUAGAGAAUCCUCCAAAGUACGGCGAAAGGCGCAAGAAACUUGAACAGAAGCUUAAACAAGAACGAGAAAAUCUUGAUGAACUUACUGGGAAGCUGCGGAAUUCCGAUUAUAGCAUUUUAAAUCGGAGAUUGGGUGAAAUCAAAAUAAAACUUGUAAAGAGCUUGACUGGAAAAGUUCUGCGUCAACCAACCAGUCAUUACUUGAGACUUUGGGAAUCAGAUCCCAAGUUUAUGAAACUCAUCAGCACAUUUGGCAAUUCCACACCAAGCCAACAGCCAGGAUCCGAGCAAGCCUCUACUAGCGGAACCCAGAAUCAAUUACAACAUCAUAAAAGUUCAUCAUCACCAAGCGAAACGUCUACAGUCCAACCCACUCAAACAUCAUCCAGUACAUAA